CGAAAGUGCCACAUUGACUGUUGAAUUUAAAAAGGUUUUGUUGUUAUUGGAUCAAAACAAAAAUAAAAGAAAUAUUUAAGAAAUAAAAUGAAGUAGUUUCAUAAUGAUUUACUAGAAUUCAUAAAAGACCAAAAAAUCAACAAUGUGGGUGGAGGAUUGUCGCUGGCAUUAUGAUUACGUUCGUUUAGCUUGGGAUUCAGGAUUCUCAUUUGAUAAACAGAAACAACCAAAUCCUGAUAAGAAUAAGAUAUGUCUCAUAGACAUAGACAGAGUUGUUAAAGAAAGAGAUGUAGCUACUGUUGAACAGUUUUUAUCCAUCGUGAUAGGAUAUGUAUUGGAUAACGAACAAGCUGAAAUAUUAGACACUAACUUUGUAAAAGUAUUUCGCAUGAGUCAACUGGCAAGUAGAGUACUUACUAUUCUGCAAGAGAUAUUUAGAUAA
Molecule: messenger RNA, 442 nt
Organism: Acanthoscelides obtectus
Lineage: Eukaryota; Metazoa; Arthropoda; Insecta; Coleoptera; Chrysomelidae
Source: the annotation of a GenBank genome assembly